GAAUGCUGAGUCUCUUUCAGAAAGAGGUUCUCUCAGGUACCAGAAAACAUGAGCAAGUUUAAGAAGUACUUUGUUUUAAUACUGAGCGUCAUUUCCUUGAUAGUUUUUAUAUACAAUCAAUCAGAAAAUGGAAGUGAAGCAAAUAUCUAUUCAAAGACUGACCCGGAAACUGGAACCCAACCACGGCUGGACAUUGUCGAGGACAGGAGAUGUGAGGGGAAGAUCCACACGAGCCCACUGCCACUGAAGCUGAAGCACCGACAGUACUCAAGAAAGAUGCUGCUUUAUAAACAAUGCAACAAUAACUUGGACAUCAGUGGCAAAUGGGCAACAUUUGACGACAUUCCCCAUGAGGAGUUGCACAACCUGCUAGUGGACGACAGGCAUGGAAUUAUCUAUUGCUACGUUCCAAAGGUUGCUUGCACCGCAUGGAAACGGACUAUGAUUGUUCUGAGUGAGAGUCUGAAGGUGUACGGUGUACCUUACAGGAACCGUCUAGACAUCCCCAUCGAGGACGUUCAUGGAUCUUCUCUACAGCAACUUAAUGCAUACCCCAAGGCAGUAAUGAAACAAAAAUUUGAGACAUACCAAAAGUUCAUAUUUGUUCGAGAUCCUUUUGUCAGACUGAUUUCAGCCUACAAAGAUAAAAUUCAAAGCCCAAAUCAGAUAUAUUAUGAAAGGAUUGGGAUAAACAUAUUAAAGAAAUUUGGAAAUGUCUCUAAUCCGCCAGCAUCUGUAGAGCAAGCGCACGCUCAAGGCAUUGUUCCGUCUUUCUACAACUUCAUUCAGUAUAUCCUGAGCCUCCCAGCAGGAAAUUACACAAAGUUUGAUGAACACUGGCGACAAACAGUUCACUUGUGCCAUCCAUGUGCGAUCGAUUAUGACUUUAUUGGGAAAAUGGAAACUAUUGAGGAAGAUGUUGAUCAUCUGCUGCGAAUACUCAGAGUCGAUAACAUUGUUGACUUCAAACCGUGGACAAGAAGCAAAACAGAGCAGAGUGAGAUAAAGACCUGGUUUUCCAACAUCACCAUAGAGUGGAGGAGGAAACUCUAUGAUAUUUAUAAGGCAGACUUUAAACUGUUUGGAUAUGAAAAUCAUGACAAUCUAGAUGAUCCUAAUCCAGAAAACUUUAUAUGAAUCACGUUGUUUAUUGUGUUGUGUUAUGUAGUAUGAUUAUUGUUUCAUGACAUUAGUAGCUUCGUCAUAUUUAUCGAUUUGAAUGUCAGGGGUGUCAUGGUAAUGGAAAAUCUUAUUCCUGUUUCUCACACUACAUUUGAUUUGUUUGACUUCUGUUUUUCUUGUUGUAUGUUUUAACAAUUAAAGAUCUCAUAAUUACCCUGGACAAUACAAAUGAAGAUUUUUCUGUUUUUUUAAAUUGCUUCAAGACACUAAAAUUCCUCUUAAUAAGCCAAAAGUGUAAGAUGAAAAUUGCUGCUUGAUGUUUCAUGCUAUAAAUAAUUUUUGUACCUGAUGUUAUUGUGUCAAGUUUUGUAAAUUAUUUUUUCCCUGUAAAUUAUAUUUCUGCAUCAUCAGAAUUUUAAGUAGUAGGACAACCUGAAGAAAAAAAAAUAAAUCGAAAUAAAUAAAUAAUAAUUGUCAGUGUGAAAUUACAGUGUAUAUAAAUAAAGUGGAGAAACAUUAAAAAAAAAAAAAAGACUGAGCUGACCUAUUUUUCCAACAUGACCAUUGGGUGUUGGAUGAUAUUUAUAAGGCAGACAUAAGAUACUUUGAAAAUCACAACACUCUAAAUGAUACUGAUCUGUAACUCAUGAUCUGAAUCAUGUUGUUUGUUGUGCUGUGGUUUGUAAUAUGAUUAAUUACCUUUGAUUUAAAUGUCAGCGAUUGCAAAAGUGUGUACAUACCUAAUCUUGUGCAAUGUGUUGAAGCACAACUUUAUUUUUUUAUUACACCAUUCACAAAAUAUUGCCAAUAUUUUCCCACAUUUUCUUUAAACAACUUUUUCAACACAUUUAAAUGUAAGCGCCUCUCUUAUGCACAGCCUGCUUCAAGUCACGCUACAGAUUUUUCGUUGGAUUUUUAGUUGCACUCUGGUUAACUCAUUCAAAAACAUUGAUCUUUUGGUUAAGCAAUUCCUUUGGUGAUGUAUGGAGGUUUGCUUUGCUUUCAUUCCCACUUACAGACACGUUUUGCACUAAAUUUGACUGGUAUUUCUAGCUAUUCAUGA
This is a messenger RNA of Hemibagrus wyckioides, 2185 nucleotides long. Its product is annotated as carbohydrate sulfotransferase 12-like. The transcript has a single exon. Lineage: Eukaryota; Metazoa; Chordata; Actinopteri; Siluriformes; Bagridae. The record is from RefSeq and is a predicted model, not a curated record. Gene Ontology annotation, biological process: carbohydrate biosynthetic process; proteoglycan biosynthetic process. Gene Ontology annotation, molecular function: sulfotransferase activity. Gene Ontology annotation, cellular component: membrane. The coding region runs from base 49 to 1137 and encodes 362 amino acids.